AUGAGAGCAAUGCCGCUGCCCUUGCUCGUCCGCGCCGCGCCGCCCGGGUGCGUGCUCCGAUGUCGCCGCGGCGUCCUCUCCUCGGCCGCCUACUCGUCCAAACCCCCCGUCGCCAAGCCCAACGCCAAAGCCAAGCCGUCUCCGCCAGCAUCGCCGCCCCCCCCGCUGCCUCGGGCCACGCCGCACCCUGCAUCGGGGGGCGCCCCAGCCAAGACGCUCAAGGAGCGGCUCCGGUGGGCUCUCGGGCCCGUGAGCUCAGUCGCCGAGGCCUACGGCCGGGCGCAGCGCGCGCAUCCGUACAGGACGCAGAUUGUCGGCGCCCUCGUCGUCUUUUUCUGUGCCGACCUGAGCGCCCAGCACAUUGGAGGCCGCGAGUACGAUGCCGCGCGGACGGCCCGGGCCCUCGUCAUUGGCUUCGUCGCCGCCGUGCCGUUUUAUAAGUGGUUCGUCUUCCUCUCCAAGAACUUCAACUACGCCUCUCGCGUCCGCUCCCUCGUCACCAAAGUCGCCGUCAACCAGCUCGUCUUCACCCCGACCUUCAACGUCUACUUCUUUGGCUCGCACGCCCUCCUCGCCGGCGACGGACUCGACGCCGCUCUGCAGCGAGUCUGCGACGCCGUGCCCACCAGCUGGCUCAACUCGUUUAAAGUCUGGCCCGCCACCGUCUUCAUCACUCUCGCCUUUUUGCCCCUCGAGUACCGCACCCUCGUCUCCAAUUUCGUCGCCGUGGGCUGGCAGACGUACCUCAGCUACCUGAACCGCCAGGCUGAACUGCGCGACGAGGCAAGGGCCUUGGCUGCAAGAGCUCCUGCGCCCUAA
This is a messenger RNA of Hirsutella rhossiliensis, 819 nucleotides long. Its product is annotated as mpv17 / PMP22 family domain-containing protein. Lineage: Eukaryota; Fungi; Ascomycota; Sordariomycetes; Hypocreales; Ophiocordycipitaceae. Gene Ontology annotation, cellular component: cytoplasm; mitochondrion; membrane. The coding region runs from base 1 to 819 and encodes 272 amino acids. The transcript has 2 exons. The record is from RefSeq and is a predicted model, not a curated record.